This is a messenger RNA of Pantherophis guttatus, 882 nucleotides long. Lineage: Eukaryota; Metazoa; Chordata; Lepidosauria; Squamata; Colubridae. The record is from RefSeq and is a predicted model, not a curated record.
AUGUGGAUCCCAAAUGACGGCUAUACUUACAGUGUCCUUAAGAUUCUGGCCCAUGCCUUAAAAGCUGCAUCCAAACCCCAGAGGAGAAGGGAGAAGGGAGAAGAGAGGCUGGGGGCUCCAAGGCUGCAACCGUGGAAGCUCCAUCCUUUUCUGGAGAAGAGUGAAUUGUUCAAUGUUUCCCUUCUGGAAGUGUACAUGGAUCAAAAUGGAGUCAUAGGAGCAGAUAUGUGGAUUAUUAGUAAGGUGAUUCUCCCCAAGGAGGAUGUCAUCGACAAAUUGUUGGGGAUUUUUGAAAGACAGAUUCUUUCAAUCAACAAAAAGGCUUUGUCACAGCUAAAGUUGCUCAACAAGAUUGUCAAAGCCAACAACCGGGACCUCUCCUAUAUACUCCUGGUCACCCUCCUGCUUUGUUUUUUGUCCUCCUUUCUCUUCAUUGGACAGCCAAGGAAAGCCACCUGUCUUCUCCGACAAACGGUGUUCAGCAUAGUCUUCUCAGUAGCCGUGUCUUCUGUGUUGGCCAAAACUAUCACAGUGGUACUGGCAUUCUUGGCCACAAAACCAGGGAACAGAGUGAGGAGAUGGUUGGGGAAGAGCUUGGCCAACUCCAUCAUUCUUUUUUGUUCUGCUGUCCAGAUGUUCAUCUGUGCUAUGUGGCUGGGAGUUUCUCCCCCAUUCCCUGACUCUGACAUGCACUCCCAGCCUGGAGAGAUCAUCCUUCAGUGCAAUGAAGGCUCGGUCACCAUGUUUUAUGUUGUCCUCAGUUACAUGGGCUUCCUUGCUGCUAUUUGCUUCAUAGUGGCUUUCCUGGCCAGGAACCUGCCUGGGGCCUUCAAUGAAGCCAAGCUGAUCACCUUCAGCAUGCUGCAAUCUCCAUUCAUGUAA